GCGUCUUCAACACACCACAGGUAGUCUGUGUGGACUUUGGAGGACUGUAGAUUGUUGUUCUCCCUCGUAAAGCAUCAAGCUUGUUGCAGGAACACUUGGAAAGCACACGGUUUAGCGAGUAAAGGCAUGGUCACUUCUUUAAGGUCCUGCUGAAGGUCCUUUUGUCACAGAGUCACACAUGAGCAGGUAUAGGAGGUCAGUGCCGAGGCUGCACAGGCACUGUGAUAGCUGCUAUAGCAAGCGAUGUAGAGCUCCCAUAGAGGUCUCUGUGUCGUGCAUGGUCAUCAACUGCCGCUUGCUCUGCGGCGCCACCUUUCACAUGUGCAAAGAAGAUGAACACAUGCUGCUAUGUCCUAAUGAGAAGGUGCCCUGCCUCAAUGCCAACUAUGGCUGUCCUUUCACCAUGUGCCGCUCCAAGGUAGCCAAGCACCUGGAAGUGUGUCCUGCUAGUGUGGUGUGCUGCUCAAUGGAGUGGAACCGCUGGCCCAUCGAGGAUGUAAAAUCACCUCUGUAUAUCAACCUUCUGAAGGACAUUCAGGAGCCCCAAGCUCUGGACCUCUCCAUGGCCCUCAGAGAUCAGAAGCAUCUCUGUUCCAGGUUGAAGAUGAGAAGUUUCUUUCCAGAGUUAAUGGAGGAGCCAGACGAACCUAUUCUAAAAGAGGAGGAGGGGGCGGUCGGAGGAGACAACUUUCCUAAUGGAGAGCAUGUCUCAAUGAAUGGAAUACAUGGGGAUGAAUUCUCAGUUAAUGGUCCUCAAAAGGCUGCAGUGGAAGAGCAUGUUAAGAAGGAUCUCCCGGACUUCAGUGUGAAUCAACAGAAAUACCUCCAAUAUGAGAAGAUGUUUAGCAUGGAAAGAGGGGGCUGCAAGCAGGCUGAGAAUGAGGGAUCAAAAACAGGAGACAAGAAAGACAAGAAGGAACCACCUAAAGGCUCUAGUAACCAAGCUGUGCAGCAAGAAACUUCUAAGGAACCAGAAAAAGUCAAAGACGGAAGAGAUGCUGUCCAGCCAGACAUCUCUAAAACUGGCCUUGCUCCUUGGCAGGAAGGUGUCUUGGAGAGACUUGGUCGAGAAGUAAAUCCGAGAGAAUACAACAUGUAUAUAGUUCACCAUGGACGCAUGCUGCUCUCCUUUGGCCAGAUAGAAGCUUGCACACCCAGAGAGAAAGAUUUUGUUUACGGCAGCCUGGAGCCAAUACCAGUUCAAACCUUACGUUCAUUUAGUGUUCCUAUUAGCUACAGGCACAAACGCAUCCAACUGAAGGACCCUUCAAGCCGAGUGCGUACCGAGCACAAGAGUGUGGACACAUCUGAUUUGGGUGUUCCUAAGGAGGACGCUCAGAAAAUGGAUGAGAUGUUUGCAACCUUGCUGUGCUCCGCUGAGGUGGAGAUCAGGGGACACAAGAUUAGUGAAACAGUGGCAACAGAUGGACUGUAUGUUGACAUAGCAACUCAGACAUAUAACUUUGUUGCAGCUCCAUUCAAGUACAAUGCCACUCUGGCUGAUAUUACAGCAGAAAGGGAUUUGAAGCUGCAUCUUCAGACUGAUACGGAGAGCGUCACGCUCAGACACAACAAAUCCACCUCUGCAUUUACGUUCCUCUGUGGACACUUCUUCAGACGGGAUGAAUUUGCCUCCCACUAUAAGAACGUCCACUCAGAUAUCCAGUCUUGUCUGAAUGGCUGGUUUGAGCAGAGGUGUCCUCUGGCUUAUCUGGGCUGCACCUUCGUCCAGAAACGCCUCCAACCCUCCAUGCAUAGAGCCACAGUCUCCUAUAACCAGGACCUCAGCAUUUUCACACUCAGGCCUGAAAUCCCUACAUCUCAUAUGGACGAUUCUCAUGAGGUCACCAUACAACAGAUGCAAGUCAAACAAGAUAAUUCUCUUAGUGAUCUUCCAUUUGAGAUCCUGCGUCAUAUUGCGGGCUACCUAGAUAGCUUCUCUCUCUCCCAGCUAGCGCUAGUCUCCAGACUUUUUCGUGAUGUCAGUGCCACACUCCUUCAGGAGAGAGGUAUGGUUGGCUUAAAAUGGCGCAAGAAGAUUUACUCUCAUGGCAGAGCCCGAUGGAAGUCAUCCAUAGUAUGGGAGUUCAGUAGUCUGUUCAGCAGAGUGGGCAGUUGGUGUAUUGGUGGUUCUCCUUCCAUGGCUGAACAUCUGAAGUGCUGUCCAUUUUACCAAACAGAGCCCAAACCAAAGCGCUUCGCCCUGCCCAGCAUGGGGAAACACAAAGAAGAUAUUAAAGAGCGGCAAAGUCUCGUCACACUGUUUACGGGACGGAGAUAACUUUGUUAGAAUUUUUUUAAAUGUUGUUUUUGUCUUCUGACUGCAUUUAUUAUAGCGUAUUUAACCCCUUAAGGGCCUGUAUGUGUUACCAUAUUUCAAUUCCUCACUCUUAUAACUUAAUAAUUUACCCAUUAGUUUCAUAGCAGUAACUGAAUAAUUCAUAGUUACUAAUUAAUAAGUCUUAAUAUUUAUGACUGCAUUACAAGCAUAUAUGAAUGAAUGUGCAUACAUAUUAGCAACAUGUUAGCAGAUAAUUACACAGAAAUCUAAAUAUAUCUAUCUAAUAUAUAUUUUCAGUAUUUCGUGUGUCCGCUGUUUUCUUUCAUUGCAACUCCAUUAAAAUCUUCGUGGAUAUUUUUCCAAACCGGCAAA
Messenger RNA from Pygocentrus nattereri (red-bellied piranha), 2653 nucleotides. It is a transcript of the gene fbxo40.2, whose product is annotated as F-box protein 40, tandem duplicate 2. The transcript has 5 exons. Gene Ontology annotation, molecular function: protein binding; zinc ion binding; ubiquitin protein ligase activity. The coding region runs from base 179 to 2281 and encodes 700 amino acids. The record is from RefSeq and is a predicted model, not a curated record. NCBI's taxonomy places the organism in Eukaryota, Metazoa, Chordata, Actinopteri, Characiformes, Serrasalmidae. Gene Ontology annotation, cellular component: cytoplasm.